GUUGCCUCGACCAGCGCGCGCAGCCACCACUGACCAAGGAGGGGGAGGGAGAAAAGGAAGCCGACUCGCCGAGGCAAGUUUUGUUUGAGACAAGGAGUGACUCGGAAGGCGGCGUUGUGCUGCUGGUGCCUUAUCUAACAAAUAUUCGCUGAUCAGGACGGUGACAUGGGCCGUGGCUGCCUCUAUGUGUUUUGUGUGGGCUGAUGGAAGCUUAGUGUCUGGCUUGGAGGACCGGAAGCUUCUGCUACUGACGGCCAACAACACUGUAAUAUUGAAAAUUUGGUAACAGCACCGAAUCGCCGCCUGUCAACACAGCACAGCUGACUCGGCUGAGGCCACGGGGACAGAGCACAGGCAGCUGCGGCCUGUGUGAACACUGGUGCCUGUCACUGUACCUGCUCUGCUUCACUGUCCGGGCGUCAAUCUCUAGUCCUGUAGCUCAAGGGGUGUCAGGGUGGAGGCAGUGCGGCGUGUCAGUGUCAGAGGAGAUCCACAAUGCCACAGCCACAGGAAGUAUUAGCCUGCCUCCAGGUGUUGCUGUUCACCUGUGUGUUCUUGAAGGCUGCCAAACCACACCUUGUCAACCCUCUGAGACAUGCGACCUAUCUGCGGAGACAGAGGCUGGCCAGGUGCAGGUUGAGAGUGCGGAGGGUGUCUGUGAAGGCCCUUUUGGGGAGAGCACCUCAGGGCCUUCACUGUGAACUGGACCUGAAUGCCAUUGCUAUUGUGAGUGAGAGAACUGGUUUGAACCUUGAGCUGAGGAAUGGUCAGUGGCAGAGAGUUUUAUUCUUCCAGGACAGUCACUCCAUUACAAAACAGAUGUGUGGUUUUUCCCUCUCAAAUCCUGGAGGAAGGUGGAUUCAGGUGGUGGUGAGUCCUGGUGUGGAGGAUAAUCUUUGCCUGGUGUCUCCUGUACUCCACCACAACCUGCUGGGUGCUGGCAGUGAUGUGGAUAAAGGAAUUAGUGUGGAUUUUGUGGAUUGCUACACAGGUGUUCCAUCAGAGGUGGUGAAGAAGGUCCUUGCUUUGUGGAAUGAAGUGCAAGGGGUUGACAUGAAUAAGAUGGAGAAUGUCAUUCCCUCCCUUCCCAACACAGCGUCAGAGGUGCAUGUCAAGGUCAUAGAGUCGGCACAGUAUAAAUGUAAUGAUGAAGUGGAGUCCUUACUUAUAGAUUACUUCAGAGUCCGCAGAAUUGUAUCGCUGGGUGACACUCUGGUCCUCCCUGUACCGAGCCAUCUUGCCCAUGAGUUGACACCAAGUAAUGCCAUUGUUCCCCCAAAGAAUAUUUACGUAAAGGUGAUCAGAGUCAUUGGAAGGUCUGGAGCAGAGACGAAGCACUGUGUUCAUGUAGCUGUCGGCAGCACAAACCUCUACCUUGCUGGCACCACACCGUCUGCCUUUCCAUCGUACACUGAGAGUUUCAACAGUGAUGAGAUAGAUGUCCCUCCUUUACUGAGAGAAGCGUACUGUAGACUGCGGAAAAUAAUGAGGAUGGUGUUGCAGGACAAAAACCACAAAAAAGGUCUAGUUUCCAGUGACAGAAAUACCUCAGCAUCAAUAACUAAUAAGAGAACAAAUAUCAAAAGUACAAAAACCUCAAGUAAACCAGAAGACAAGACAGCAAACCACAUCAAGAGUGUCACUGUGUUGGUUCUCAGUCCACCAGGGCAAGGCAGUGAGCAGGUGGUGAAGUUGGCUGCCUCUGCUGUGGGUCUGGGUGUGGUGUGGGUGAACUGCUGGCAGGUGCACGGGGACACUAGUGGCGCCACCGAGGCAAAGCUGCGGCAGGUGUUUGUACGAGCAUUGUCCCUCGGCCCCUGUGUCCUCGUGCUGCAGGAUGUCCACUGUUUAGCAAAGGACCGUGAUGGUGAAGAGGAUGCACGGGUGGUUGCAGCGCUGAGGGAGGAGGCGGCAAAGCUGUGCAGUGAGGAGCCAUCCGUGGUGCUCGUGUCCACCGCCCCCAGCCGUGACGCACUCUCUGAUGACCUGUGGAGUGUGUGGAGCUACCAUGAGGGUGUGGGAGAGGCGGAUCUUAGUCAACGCAGUGAUAUGCUCAAGUGGCUCUUACCUCCAUGGGUCUCAGCACACCAGAACCUCACCCUAGCUCAGCGCACGGCUGGCUUCAUGCUGGGAGACUUCAUAGCACUGGUCAAUGCUGCCAACAGACGCUGCCUGCUACGAGAGGCUGCUGAGGGGGCUGAGGAGCAGUCUGGCAGCGAGGGUGUUAGGCAGCAGGGCUCAUCACCACACCUACAGUGUUGUGACCUCCUGCAGGCACUGGAUGAGCUGCAAGGGAGUCGCAGUGAGGCUCUGGGGGCGCCACACAUCCCGCAGGUCCAUUGGGGGGAGGUAGGGGGCUUGGAGGGGGCCAAGCGGCAGAUCAUCAACACCAUACAGCUGCCCCUCCGCUACCCCUCCCUCGUGGCCAGCAAGAUGAGGCACUCGGGUGUGCUGCUGUAUGGCCCACCCGGCACUGGCAAGACCCUGCUGGCCAAGGCUGUGGCAACAGAGUGUGGCUUGAACUUCCUCUCGGUGAAGGGCCCAGAGCUGCUCAACAUGUACGUGGGCCAGAGUGAGGAGAACGUCAGGCAAGUGUUCCGGCGGGCAAACGCAGCUGCCCCUUGUGUGGUGUUCUUCGAUGAGCUGGACUCCCUUGCCCCAAACCGUGGCCACUCGGGCGACUCUGGUGGCGUCAUGGACCGGAUUGUGUCUGCUCUCCUGGCUGAGCUGGAUGGGGUAGCGGAUGCAGCUGAUGUCUUCGUGCUGGCCGCCACCAACAGACCUGACCUGCUGGACCCUGCAUUGCUGCGGCCUGGCAGGUUUGAGAAGCUGGUGUUUGUGGGCGUGUGUGAGGAUCAUGAGGGGCAGGUGAAGAUCCUGAGGGCCGUGUCAUCCAAAAUACCUCUCAGUCCAUCCACCUCACUGGAGAGAGUGGCCAGCCUGCUGCCACUCAGCCUGACAGGAGCCGACAUGUAUGCCCUAGUGACUGAUGCCCUCUACACAGCCCUGCACCGCUGCAUCAGUGCGGUGCGGGCCGGCCACCUGCAGGAGGAGGAGGCAGAGGUGCUGGUCACGGAGGAGGAUUUGCAGAAGGCAGCCAAGAACCUGGUGCCAUCAGUCAGUGCCAGGGAGCUGGCCCACUACCACUCCCUCAACACUGUACACAGGUGACACCGCUCGUGCUGUGUUGCCCUGUCGUUCAUUGUGCACAUAGUGAGAGUGUGUGUGUGCAUGUGUGUAUAUUUAAAUGUCUCUGGAGGAGGAGCUGGAACCAUGAAGAGGACUGAAUAUCAAAACACUCCAGGAUGUGUUCCGUGGCAUAGAUCACAGCUUGAAAGUCCUUAAGAAAUAUAAUACAAAGUCCAAACUCUGCCAGGCGUGUAACAGCUGUUUAUGUGAUAGAUAUAACCAUUAAAGUGUUUUGAGAAAUGUAUGAUUCACAAAGAAGGGAGGCAAGAUGCCUCACAGCUCACCAUCUCCAUCUUCUGCAAGCCUUCCACCAGCCCAGUCAGCCUUGCUGCUAACCCAGAUACUCCAGCUCACACCCCUGCUGCCAGUCCAGACUUGGCCAUGCUGGGCUAUCAGCCUCUGUUGCUGCAUUCCUUCCUUUUCUGGCUUUACCUCUUCUGUCUAUCCUUUGAAACCCUUCUUCCAUGGUGGAGCCCUUCCUCAUGGCAGGUGAUAAGGGUGAUGAAUGAGCACACAACGGCCCUGGGUGUCCCUUAGCCUCUGUAGGGGCAUCAGGGCAAGGGGUCUGCUAGCCCUCCAGCCUUGAUGGGGAACUUAUACUACAAUCAAUACCACAGGGAGAGAACUAACCCAUUGGUGUAUCAGGGAGCAGCUGUGUGUGUGAUGCAAAUAUGUACAAAACUUAUGAAUGUAGCUACAUGAAAUAUAGAUAAGUUGGCACAUAUUCACAUUGAUUGUAGGAAGUGGUGACCUGACACGCAUCCCCUAUAGAGGUCAGGAAUUGUUUUAAACUGUAAAAGCUAAAUAUCAAAUUAUAUAUGUAAUUGAUUAAUAUAUUUAGCUAUUCACUAGGCUCAUGUCCACUUACCUGGUAUGGGAGGAGAUGCAGCUCCACAACCCUGACAAUGCCCACCUCAUACCCAGAGAGACCUAGCUUUGCCCACACACACACCAGAGGAAGAGGCAACCUGGCAUCUCAAGACCUCAACCAGAAUAGCCAAGACCAAGAUAGGAAUGAGAGGGUGAGGAGGGAUGGAGGUUGGUAUUAUGUUUGACUUGUGAUAGAGACAGGUUAUGUAAUAGAACUUGACAGGGACAGGAUAUAUUGUAGGAGUUUGAUGGAGACUGAACAUGUUGUAGGACUUGCAUUAAAGACAGGAUAUAUUGUAGGAUGUAGUAAGUGAAGCUAAGAGAAUGCUGAAAACUGUAAUAAAAAAAAAAAUAAUAAUAAGCAGUUUGUCAUUGCAGUAUAUACAUGCUGAAAAUAGACAAUGGGAAGCUUCUUUUUUACCUUUUUUUUUUUUUUUUUUUUUUUUACCAUGUGGGGUUUGCACAGGAAUUUAUAGGCUAAAGGAGGUACUUUUUGUGAUACCUCCUAUCUCAAAGCCCAUCCACUAGAAAACUGUUGCCCCAAGUGAGGAAGCCCAACCUACACUCAGACCGUGGACAGGAUUUGAACCCAUGCACUUGGAAACCCCUCGGACCCCAAAGUAUGCAUGGUUCCACUGUACCACGGAGGCCCCAUGGUGGUGGCUUGAUACUAUACUUAAUGAAUCUAUUUUAUUGGUCAAUUGCUCAUACCAUAGACGGAAUCAUUCUAAGGCAGUAUUGAUCUGUGUUUGGGAUGGUGUGAUGAAGCUUAAUGGGUUGUGAUCAGAUGAGCCUGAGUAACAUUAAAACCAAGUUCAUGUUUUGUGGUUCAGAAUUCAGGAACGGUUUAUCAGCUGUGUGUAUUGUUUCUCUGAUUACUACUAAUGUUUUGUUUUUUGGUUAUAUGGGAAAUCUGUUAUGAAAUAUUUGUUGUGUGUGUAAUGUUGUGGUUCUUUUGGUAGUGUGUUGUCAGAGAUUUGUCAUUGUGUGUCAUUGAUGAAGAUUCCUGCAGCUCUUUGUAUUGUGGAGUCAGUCUGUCAGGUGGUGGUUGUGUCAGGUGGCGAUUGUCAGGUGUUAAUUGUCAGGUGGUGCUUGUGUAAGUGGUAAUUGUGUACUGCUCCUCAAGGGGACAUCAAGGCAGCUCUAGAGAUUGAUGUAAAGGGAAGCCAUGAGAUGGAAAGGCAAAAAAAAAGAAAACCACAUCAUUAAGUGCUGACAUCAAGGCAAGACUCCUUCCACUAAGCUGAAUUGAAUUGAUUCUAGAAUGUUUAUGGUGACAGGAUGUUCAUGUCACCAAGCAGGCCAAGGUGAUGAUGAGGGCCAGCUGUGAUAGCUUAAUGUGGUGACAUAUUGGUGCAUGCCAUUCAAAGUAAUUGGUGUUUCCUCUUACCUCAGGUUUAAGACUGUUCAUUAAUACUGAGUAGAAGACCAUAGUGUUGUAUAGGGACUUGAUGCUCCUGAUGUGAAAAUUGUUGUCUUCUCACAAUGACUGGGGAAGCUGAAAAGUUAUGGAUUUUGUCUUAAGUUUCAUAAAUACCUAAAGUUUGUAAUAAAAAUAUGAAGUCACUUGUAAUCAUUUAUUGCCGUGUGGAAGUUUGUCUUGAUGUGCAUUGUGGUGGCCCUGGUGGCAUAAUGGCCAGCCUUCACAGCUAGCAAGCCAGAGGUCCCAGGUUUGUAUCCCUCCUUGUCAGACUGUGUGUGUGUCCUCUCACAGUGUAGCACCAGUUCACCUUGUUCAUCUGUAUAGGAUUGUAAACACUCCCUGCCUG
Messenger RNA from Portunus trituberculatus (swimming crab), 5828 nucleotides. Its product is annotated as peroxisome assembly factor 2-like. Lineage: Eukaryota; Metazoa; Arthropoda; Malacostraca; Decapoda; Portunidae. The record is from RefSeq and is a predicted model, not a curated record. Gene Ontology annotation, molecular function: ATP binding; ATP hydrolysis activity. Gene Ontology annotation, cellular component: cytosol; peroxisomal membrane. Gene Ontology annotation, biological process: protein import into peroxisome matrix.